Messenger RNA from Hylaeus anthracinus, 1162 nucleotides. Its product is annotated as mucin-2-like. NCBI's taxonomy places the organism in Eukaryota, Metazoa, Arthropoda, Insecta, Hymenoptera, Colletidae. The annotation marks the transcript as partial. The transcript is spliced from 3 exons. The record is from RefSeq and is a predicted model, not a curated record.
CAUUUUUACUCGACGUCCUCGCGUCGUUAUCGUGUUAAAAAACGACGCGACGAUUUUCUUCGGGGGCUCGACGCUUGGAGCUUCGAAAUUCGACAUGUUCGAUCGUUCCUCCGUAUCAUCUGCUGGCAGGAAAUACAAGGCAUCCUGUGUGUACAUAAACGUCGACUGGCGUUAUAAAUCGUUCAAUAGAGGACGAGCCACUGGACGGAAAACAAGUCAUGUCGCGGCUCCUCGCGUCGGCGUGUGCUAUCUCGAUCGUCCUAAUGAUUUCGGAAACCGUGUCGCUGGAUCGACCUGGCCGAGGUACGACGAGACAGCUCGAAUCGUCACCCUUGUUCUUGUUCCACUUGCUGAAGCUGAAGCACAAGAUUCAGAGAAUAGAGAACAUUCCGACCAUACCGACAACCGCGGAUUGCAUUUGCAUACCUCACUAUCUGUGUGACAUCAACGGUACCGUCACGCCGGAUAAGAUCGGAACGAUCGAUAUUCGAUAUAGAAGAUGUACGGGUGACUUGGAAGUCUGCUGUCGCCUGGUGAACGCAACCACCACGACAACUACUACUACAACUACGACCAUGCGAACUACCACGACAACUAAAGCAACUACUACAACAACUAAAGCAACUACUACAACAACCAAAGCACCAACGACCACGACCACAACUCUUCCGCCAAUUAUAUUCCCGAAUUCAGAAUCCCCUAAUGCUGAAAUCUGUGUAUGCGUGCUGGUGACGCAAUGCGAUCCAAAUGGAAUCAUUGGAUCGUCAGGCGAGGGUGUGAUCAACCCCCGAAUACAAUACGUCCAAUGUCCCAGCAGCAAUCAGGUCUGUUGCAUGCCAACAGCAGUGAUACAGUAUCCUACAACUCCUCCAACUGCUCGUCAAAUCUGCGUCCUUUGUGGAAGCACGAUCCAGUGCAGCAAUGGGGUCGUGGUUCCCGUGAACGUCGGGGUCGUGAACCCCGUGGUGACCUACCAACAAACGUGCCCAGUGCCCACUACCUGCUGCCAAGGGAUUAAUCCAAUAUACAACAACGGGAUUCCAGUGGUACUGGGGCCCGUCAGGUACGCCAACACUCCUCAGGCUUGUUACUGCGUCAAGAGCUGGCUUUGCGCCCCUGGAAACUCGGUCAGUUGGGAUAACGCUGGCGCCAUUGACCCCAG